This is a messenger RNA of Amaranthus tricolor (Joseph's coat), 2510 nucleotides long. Its product is annotated as ethylene-responsive transcription factor RAP2-7-like. Gene Ontology annotation, biological process: regulation of DNA-templated transcription. Lineage: Eukaryota; Viridiplantae; Streptophyta; Magnoliopsida; Caryophyllales; Amaranthaceae. The record is from RefSeq and is a predicted model, not a curated record. The coding region runs from base 492 to 1973 and encodes 493 amino acids. Gene Ontology annotation, molecular function: DNA-binding transcription factor activity; DNA binding. The transcript has 9 exons.
UAUUCUGGCCGGUGUCCUUCUUUACCACUGUUUCUUCUUCUCCCUCUCUCUCAUAUAUCUCCAUCUCCAUUGUUACAACUGUCCUUCACCAAACACAAAACAUCCCAUUUCUCUCUCUUCUUUCUCUCACAGCAUCCCAUGGCAAAUGCCCUUUUUCUUCAUCAGUGUAAUACUGUUCCUAAGAAGCUCUAAAUAACCCAGAUUAUUCUUCAUUUUAAUUAGAAUCAGAAGAGGGUAUUGAUUAUUUUUUGUGGGUAUUUUGUUUUUAUAAUCAUUCCAAUAAAACCCAGAUUCUUCUGUUACUGACUAUUGUUUGUGGGUAUUUUUUUGAAGUUUUUAUGAUGUUCUAAAAAACCCAGAUUAUUAAUUCUUCGUUUUAAUCAACAUCAGAAAUUCAAAAUUUAGAAGCAAUCUAAAUAAUAAUUCAGCUGCUGGGUAUUGAUUAUUUUUUGUGGGUUUUUUGUUUUUAUAAAUAUUGACCAACAAUAAAAAUGUUUGAUCUUAACAUUGGUGUAGUGAACAACUCAUCACCUGAGAAUAAUAUUAAAGAGAGAGAGAAAGACUAUAUGAUUGUUGAGGAAGGUUCAGCAACUAACACUGAGCUAUCAGGAACUUCAUCAGCUUCUUCUUUAGUCAACGCCGCCGAUGAGUCACCGAUCUCCUGCACCGGCGAGUUUGACUUCUUUUCAAAACCUCCAAACGAUGACGUUUCAAGGAUUGUAACUCGGCAGCUGUUUCCGAUGAAUGAGGACAUAGAUGAUAACAUCCACAUGAAUGGAGGUGAUGCGAACAAAGAAAUGGAGUUAAUUAGGAUCGGAUCUUCGUCUUCUACGAAUACGACCCGAGUAUCAAGUAGUAGUACUUCUAAUCAGUGGUUGAACUUAGCAGUUUUAGGGUCGAGUUCAGGGUCGGGUCCGGGUCCGGGUUUGGGUACGGAUCAGCAGAAUAAUGUAAAGCAGCAGGUGAAAAGAAGCAGGAGAGGGCCCAGGUCAAGGAGUUCUCAAUAUAGGGGUGUCACGUUUUAUCGGAGGACUAGUAGAUGGGAAUCCCAUAUUUGGGAUUGUGGGAAACAAGUGUAUUUAGGUGGAUUUGAUACUGCUCAUGCAGCUGCUAGAGCAUAUGAUAGAGCAGCAAUUAAAUUCCGUGGUGUUGAUGCUGAUAUUAAUUUUUCUAUUGCUGAUUAUGAAGAAGAUAUGAAGCAGAUGAAAAACUUAUCCAAGGAAGAAUUUGUACAUAUUCUUAGACGUCAAAGCAACGGCUUUUCUCGAGGGACUUCUAGGUAUCGAGGCGUAACGCUACACAAAUGUGGCCGGUGGGAGGCUAGAAUGGGCCAAUUUCUUGGCAAGAAGGCUUAUGAUAAGGCUGCCAUUCAAUUUAAUGGGAGAGAUGCAGUCACCAAUUUUGAGCCUAGUUCUUAUGAAGGCCAGAUACCUUUUAUGCACCCUAACAAUGAGGGUGAUGGGCAAAAUAUGGACCUGAAUCUUGGAAUUUCGAUCACUAUAGACGGUCCUAAAGGAAACUAUGAUAAGGGUGCAGGAGAAUCUCAAACUCAUUCUCAUCCACCACUUCACCAUGCCAGUGGGAAAUGGCCUUUGAAUGGGGGCUCUGCUUACUUUUCUCCGGGUGCACCUCCUCUCCACGGUCAUCCAUUGGCAUCCAGACAAUCUACGUCUACGUUUUCUGGUUUACUACCAGGUCGGUCUACCAUUUAUGAGCAGGAAAGAGUUGGAGAUGAAAAGCUACAAGCACUUGCUCCCUCAGCAAGCUUACCAAAUUGGGCAUGGUACAUGCCCAACCAAGGUCAAGGUGGAAGUGGAGGUGGAGUAGGUGGUACUGCAACCCAAGUCCAACCGUUGUCAACUGCAGCAUCAUCAGGAUUCUCAUCGUUUUCUACCGCCACCGCUUCUUCCACCAGCUAUCCUUUUACCAACCUAACCAACGACAACUUCCACAAUAAGUGUCGCGGUACAUGACACCCUUACAAUGCAGCCUUCGAAAGUUAGUUUUUCGUUGCCUCUUCUCUUAUCUUUCGUGCUCACUUCAAUUUAGUCUAAGAAGCUGAACAUAGUUUAUACAAAUACCUUUAUAGCUAUAUUGUCGAGUAUAUAUGUAUGCGUUUGAUUCUCAUUGCCCUUGUCUACUAGCCUUUCCUUUCCUCAGCCUACCUUAUACCCAAAAAAUAUAUAUUUUUCCCAAGUGUACAUCACAAUGCAAGUUUGUGAAGGGCAUUUGUGCAUAUUAAACUGAUGCAGCACUGAUUUGUAUGAACUCUUAUGAGCUACAAUUUACAGUUAAACUAAAGAAAAGUUGAUUCCUUCCCAAAUUGUGAUAGUGUAUUCUUUGUAAAGUUGAUGGUGAAUGAGCAGAGAAUUUGCAUGAUUCUUGUGAUAUUCCCAAACAGUUGUUAUUAUGUGACAUAGUGAUUCAAUUUGUUUGUAAUCAGAUGGGUCUUUGAGGGUGUGCUAGGUGAUCGAUCGCACAAGGCUCCUCUUUCUCCCGUAUAUGAAAAA